This is a messenger RNA of Topomyia yanbarensis, 702 nucleotides long. RefSeq lists its product as uncharacterized. NCBI's taxonomy places the organism in Eukaryota, Metazoa, Arthropoda, Insecta, Diptera, Culicidae. The transcript is spliced from 2 exons. The record is from RefSeq and is a predicted model, not a curated record. The coding region runs from base 96 to 413 and encodes 105 amino acids.
GACAAAUUAAAAAAGCACCUAAAAUAUUCAGUGAAUAGUUAACCAGUCAUAAAAGCGAAAAAUCAUUGUAAAUUGAUUGUAGUAAACAAGUAAACAUGGAAAUGCUGAGGAAAAAUUUUACGAUCAAGGUUAUUCUCCUAAUGACCAUGUGUAUCAUGGCCGCCUGCUUCCCAUCGGAUAGGGAUCUAAUUUCUUCUGAAAGUUCAGUGCAGGCAGACAAUCCCGCGGCAUCAAUAGAACCAUCCGAUCAACAACUGAAGCUCAGUCGUGCCAGGCGGGAGAUCAUUUUCCGUCCACUUUUCGUAUACAAACAAGAGGAGUUGGAGAAACAUCAUUUCAACAAUAAAUUUGUUUUGGCACCACAAGCUGAACAACAGUAUCAGCAAUACCUUUCGUCGAAUUUUUAUGGUUAAUCAAUGAUUAUCUCCUGAGGGUAAUGCAAAAAGUACAGGGCAUUGAAUGCUUAUUGGAAUUAUUGUCUAGACUAGGAAUUUUUGUCUAGACUAAGUUAAGUUAAAAACUGAGCUAUCAUUUAGGUUGAUAUAUUAUAGAUAAGACACGAAGCCCUCCCACGGUUAGGAUGGUUUACUCUGACCUAAGAAUCUCUUUAGUCCCAUUGAUUAGUUCGCUAGCUUAUAUGUUUAGUCAAGUAACAAAUGUGAUACAGUUUAAGAAGGCCAAUUUUGGAAUUUCAGAUACACA